Messenger RNA from Motacilla alba alba, 3261 nucleotides. It is a transcript of the gene SOX30, whose product is annotated as SRY-box transcription factor 30. The record is from RefSeq and is a predicted model, not a curated record. Lineage: Eukaryota; Metazoa; Chordata; Aves; Passeriformes; Motacillidae. The coding region runs from base 287 to 2155 and encodes 622 amino acids. Gene Ontology annotation, biological process: regulation of transcription by RNA polymerase II. Gene Ontology annotation, molecular function: DNA-binding transcription factor activity, RNA polymerase II-specific; sequence-specific double-stranded DNA binding. The transcript is spliced from 5 exons. Gene Ontology annotation, cellular component: nucleus.
GCGGCUCCGGCAACGGCGCCCAUGGCGGCUGCGGGGCGCGGAGCCGGGCCCGGGGGCCCGUGCGUCCCGGUCCGAGCGCGCCGAGCAACGAGCGCGGGAUGCGCGGUCGGGCCGGCCCCACCGGUGGGCGCGGGACGGGGGGACAGCGCGACCGAGCCGGCGGGGCCGGGGCUCGGUGCGCGACCCGCGGUUGGUGCGGGAUGCGGGGUCGGUGCGCGCCGGCGGCGCGGGGCCGCGGGGAGCGUUGGCGCAACGGUGGCGGCGGCCGAGGAGCGGCAGCGGAGCGAUGGAGCGCAGGGUCAGGCACUGCCGCUUCCGCGCCCGGGCGAGCCCCGCCUCGCCCCCCAGGCACAGGGAGGUCAUGGGACCCCUCGGAGGGCUGCGCGUCCAAGUGCAGGAGCACCCGAGCCGGCCCGGGCACAGCGAAGGAGCGGCGAAGAAGAGCAAGUGCAUCUCGGCUCCGGCGGCGGUUGAGAAAGAGGCCCGGAGCGCUAUCAGGAGAGAAAGGGACCAGGAAAGGGGCAGCGGUGACCGCCAGAAUGAGGAGAAGGUCCUGGAGCAAACUGGGAAUAAGCCCUGGAGAAGAGCUGCCGUCCAAACGGAGCGACCCAGCGUGACCUAUGAGGCCCGCUCUGUGAUGGUGGAGAAAAGCGAUGCUCCGGCUGGAUCCCUGUGCGAGCUUGGGAACCCUGCUCAAGAUCAGAAUAUCCCGGUCUUGUUUCAGCCCUUAGCUCCCAGGUCCCACGUACAGCUCCAAGGCCCUCUCUCCUCGCAGGUGAUGCAUGUGACUCCAGUGCCGGUAAAACAAGUGCAAGUUCAAUUGCAGCCUCUACUGCAGCAGCCAAAGAUUGAAACAAAAAAUGUUCCCCUCACAGUCCUGCCCUCGGAUUCAGGGAUGCCAGACACUCCCUUCAGCAAGACCAAGAGCGGCCGCGUGAAGCGUCCCAUGAACGCAUUCAUGGUGUGGGCCCGGAUCCACAGGGCUGCUGUGGCCAAAGCCAACCCAGGGGCCAACAACGCAGAGAUCAGCGUUCAGCUCGGCCUGGAGUGGAGCAAACUCACUGAAGAGCAGAAGCAGCCCUACUACGAGGAAGCUAACAAAAUAAAACUGAGGCACAGGGAGGAAUUUCCUGGUUGGGUAUAUCAGCCAAACAAAAAGAAGUGUUCUCCACCACCUGGCUCUGCUGCAUUUUCUGGCACUUCCCAGAGUACCAUCACUACAAAUCCAGCUGGCACACUUCCCUUCUCAUCACCAACUUACUCUUUUGUCAACUCCAGUGUUAAGAACAGUAUUGGACGUCCAGUCUGUGAGUCUCCCGCCAUCCGUCUGCCGGCUUCUUCCAUCCAGCACGCUGUGCCCAUGACCCUUUUCCAGAACACGGCUGCAAGCACCACAUCAGUGGCUGUUGCAGUUCCAACCCUGCCCCUGCGCCCUGUGGUUUCACCACAGCACUUUGCUGAACCUGCUCAGACAGAAGCUUUUGUAUCACCUGGGCUCAAUUUCUCCCUGAAGAGGCCUGCACCCAUUUUCACUGAGAGCUUCAGCAACAGAAACCCAAGUAACAUCAGCAGCACCAGUGGCAGGUUUUCUGUCUCUAACAGUGAGAUCCCAGGGAUUUCUGUUUUUCCUAGAGGCAUAGCUCUUCCCCAGGCUACCCCUUUUAUUCCCUCACCUGCCUAUGUGUCUGCUCCCAUUGGACAACCAGCCAGUUUGUUUGGAGGAACUCCUCAGUUUCCAUUUUGCCACCCUUCCUUCAUACCUGGACCUCGCUGUUUCCCCUCAAGCACAUUCCCACUCAGAGCUCCGUUUGGCUACGGGAAUUUCUCCAGCUCAGUGCCUCAGUGCUUUGGCUUUUAUGAGGAGAGGAACCAGAGGCAGGAGGUGAUAUUUUCCACUCUGGAUGAAGACUAUAGUUUCAGAGCAUACUCAGAAGAGAGGCUUUGUGAGAACCAGCGUGUCUGCGGGAGCCCUGAAGUCGUGUCCUGUCAGAGCGCCUGCGGCGAGGAGCGAGUUCUGAGCCCCCUGCCACAGCUGGACGUGGAAGUGGUAGAGGAGGUUCUGCCAUCCCCCCCAUCUACUCCCUCCAGCACUUACAUUGUCAAUGUAACUGACAGUGAUGAGGAAGACGAAGUAAAGUUUUUUCAAGUAUUGUAAUUUUUGAAACUUAUUAUAAUCCAGAGAGAUAUUCUAGAAUGGGAAAUAAAUGUUUUCCUCAACGUCAUCUUUUCAGUCAGUGUGUUCAAUGGGAGGCCCAGGUGGCUUUAGUAAGUUGCACAGGUCAUUUUGAAGAGUCUGAUGAGCUGUUUGGAUAAGAGGAAAGUCUUAUAAAUAGCAGAAAAUGCCUGUUCAUGUCUAAAUUCUCACUGAAAGCUGAUCUGGCCUGCAGGAAUGCAUGUGGCCAAAUGUACAAAUUCCUCCUCAAAUAUGUUUCAGGGUAUAAAACAGCUGUUUGUGAGAUUAUUCUCUAGAUCUAACUUCCCUCUUCUCCCGUCUUUCUUUUUAUACCCUGUGGAGUGGGAUAUCAGACAUAUUUCAAUGCACCAGAAUCUAGAAUGGUGCACAACUGUUGUGAUUUAUUCUACCAAGCCCAGAGAAAGGGAAGACUGGUUUAACAUAUCCUGGAUAUACUAAUGAAAAACUACGUGUGAAAGUGAUCCCUUCUUCCCUCCCAGCUAGAGCUGAUGUCCUGGAGUGGUUGUUAGGGAUCUGUGUCUGCAGGUCUGUGUCACUGCAGCCAGCUCUCAGCUGAGCUCUCUUGAAGGCUCUCCUGUCUUGUCUGCAAAAGAAGUGAAAGUUACACAAACACCCCACUCAAACCUGACUUCCUCUGCAUCAUCCCUCAGCCUGUCUGGCAGCCCUGCAGCCGGGAAAAUGUGAUAGAAGAGGUUUUUAGUUCCCAUUUCUAGGUGAUUUUCAGCUCACCCACAAAGUUUCCCAUAAUGCAGAUUCCUGAAGUGCCAAGUGUCUGAGCCAAGUGCUGUUUCUUCUCCUCCUGAAAUGUGGGAAGUGGCCAGUGUUGGCAGGACCAGUGUCUUGGUAGCUGUGUGCCCUCCUCCAAGACUUCAUGGCAGUGCAGAGGGUAAUUGGGACAUAAGAGGGACAUGUUCUACUCUCUUAUAAUUAUUUUCUUCCUUAUUGUUUACCUUAAUCUAAACAAAAAAACCACCUUGUGUUCUUGAAAAAGAGAUGACGAUUUUCUGUACAAAGUUUGUUUUCCUCUUGCUACUGUAAAAGUCUAAAGACACUUGAUGCUUCCCAGU